GUCAGGAAUGUCUUGACCAGGGGCUACUAGUUGUAUCCUUAUAAAAUGAGUUCAGAACAUUUAUGUCAAGGACGUCAAAUAGGCGCCGAUUCCUAUGCGUAAAUAUGAUACUUGAAAUAUGAAUUCACAAAUUUUGAUAGACAGUUUGUGAUUUUGCAUUGAUGCGCUUGUUACAAAACAGCUAUUCUGAAAUGGUAUUGUGUUAUGACAUAAUACAUGCAGUAGUUGCAAUCAAUAUACAGUUCGUCAAUUUAUAAUCCAUUACCCCAGAGGGAAGUAUGACAAUGUUUUGAGUUUUGUCACUCCGAAACAGUAGAAGGCGCUAUACACCAAUGGAAUGCAGGUGUUUAACCGGUGACCCAAAUGUUGACGCAAGGACAGUCGAAACAUGACUCGAAAUUUGUUUUACCGAGCUGCUAAUAUUGUCCAAUUCAACAGGUUUACACAUCUAGCUGGGUCAAGGUUACUUUGCACGCAAACUCAAGCAGAGCCACUGACUGUCAGACAGCAAAACAAUGGAAUAAGGAGAAUAACCCUGAACAACCCCAAGAAGAGGAAUGCCCUGUCUCUGUCCAUGCUGGAAUCACUGAGAGGCAACAUCCUGGCUGACAUCGACAGCGAAGACCUCAGAGUCAUCGUCAUAUCAGCUAAGGGACCAGUGUUCUCCUCUGGGCAUGACCUGAAGGAGCUGACGUCAGCACAGGGCAGAGAUUACCACACCAAGGUGUUUCAGGCCUGCUCAGAGGUUAUGACCCUGAUACAAGACAUUCCCGUGCCUGUGAUUGCCAUGGUGAAUGGGGUUGCCACAGCAGCAGGAUGCCAGCUUGUUGCCAGUUGUGACAUUGCCGUGGUGACGGAGAAGUCCACCUUCGCCACGCCAGGGGUCAACGUGGGUCUGUUCUGCUCAACACCAGCCGUGGCAAUAGGAAGAGCUGUCCCCAAGAAGGUUGCCAUGGAGAUGCUGUUCACAGGAAGCCCGAUCUCGGCCCAGGAUGCUUUGAGGCACGGGCUGGUCAGUAAGGUGGUUCCUGAGGAGCGUCUAGAGGAGGAGACGUUAGCCAUCGCACGGCGGGUCUGUCAGGCCAGCCGGCCCGUUGUAGCCCUUGGCAAGGCCACCUUCCACAGACAGAUGGCCCAGGGGCGGGAUGCGGCCUACGCUACAGCCUCUCGUGUCAUGGUGGAUAACCUCGCUCUCAGAGACGGACAGGAGGGGAUACGGGCCUUCAUAGAGAAACGGAAGCCUGUGUGGACAAACAAAGCAGAGAAGGCCAAUGACGAGUGAUGUCUGCUGGGCUGGCCUACCAUGGCCUGUGAGGGGUGCACGCGCUGGUGAGGGGUGCUUGGCCUGCUCGAACCAGGGACCCUCUGCACACAUCAACAACUGACACCCUCAAAGCACCGUUACCUAUCGCUCCACAAAAGCCACAACUACUUCAAGGUCUCAGAGCGAGUGACGUCAUCGAUUUAAACGCUAUUAGCGCGCACCCCGCUAACAUGCUAGCCAUUUCACAUCAGUUACAUCAGCAGCUUCUGGAAUGGAGAGGGAGCAUGUGGAUGGCUGAGGUGUUAAACUCGACCCCAAUUGGACCAGAACCCAUCACAGAACACACAAGUGCUCGAGGAGGACAUUUUGAAAUUAAAUCCCUGUUGAGUAUUGUAGUGAUCAUCUGAUGAAGGGAUACUGCAGGGCUGUCUUCAUAUAUGCUCAUAGGAGGGGGUGAGGUGAAGGGUCUUGGAAAGGUAGAUACUUGAGAUGCACCCAUGGUCAAGGGACUCACACAGGACAUAGAUUGGGAACUUCUGGUGAGACAGAAUGUAAAUGUUUCAAGGGGCAAUCUGCAUUUGAAACAAUUAAAAGGCGAUCACUCCGCCACUGAUUUGGUAAAAAGCUGAUGGAUGGGACUGGAGAAAUGUAACCACUCUAAAAUUCAUAGACAGAGCUAUGGAUGCAAGGACUGACCGUCUAUGAGAUACAAAUGUGUUUUGAGGCUAUACAUUGUUUACAAAGACGUUAAACAAGCUUAUAUUUGUGUUUCUGAUAGGGUACGACAAUAGAACUAAGCUCAUGAGGAAUGUGUUAAGUUUUAUUCUUCAAAAAUCAAUUGGGUAUAUAAAGUGCAUUCGGAAAGUAUUCAGACCCCUUGACUUUUUCCAAAUUUUGUUAUGUUACAGCCUUAUUCUAAUUGAAUCAAUAUUAAUCAACAUUGUUUUUCCUCCCUCAUUGAUCUACACACAAUACCCCAUAAUUACAAAGAAAAACAGGUUAUAAUUUUUUGCAAUUGUAUUAAAAAUAAACUGAAUUAUGACAUUUACAUAAGUAUUCAGACCUUUUACUCAGUACUUUAUUGAAGAAGCUUUGGCAGCGAUUAGAGCCUCGAUUCUUCUUGGGUAUGACGCUACAAGCUUGGCACGCCUAUAUUUGGGGAGUUUCUCUGUAGCAGGUUUUCAUUAAGGAUCUCACUGUACUUCGCUCCGUUCAGCUUUCCCUCGAUCCUGACUAGUCUCCCAGUCCCUGCCACUGUAAAACAUCCCCACAGCAUGAUGCUGUCACCACCAUGCUUCACCGUAGAGAUGGUGCCAGGUUUCCUCCAGACGUGACACUUGGACUUCAUGCCAAAGAGUUCUGUCUUGGAUUCAUCAGACCAGAGAAUCUUGUUUCUCAUGGUCUGAGAGUCCUUUAGGUGCCUUUUGGACAAACUCCAAGCAGGUUGUCAUGUGCCUUUUAAUGAGGAGUGGCUUCCAUCUGGCCACUCUACCACUCUACCAUAAAGGCCUGAUUGCAGAGAUGGUUGUCCUUCUGAAAGGUUCUUCCAUCUCCACAGAGGAACUCUGUCAGAGUGACCAUCGGGUUCUUGAACACCUCCCUGACCAAGGCCUUUCCCUCAGUUUAUUUUUCUAGGAUUAAUCUUGGUAGUUCAUCAUUCGGGAGCCCACUGUGUUCUUGGGGACUUUCAACACUGCAGACAUUUUUUGGUACCCUUCCCCAGAUCUGUGCCUCGACACAAUCCUGUCUCGGAACUCUACGGACAAUUCCUUUGACCUCAUGGCUUGUUUUUUUUUCUCUGACAUGCACUGUCAGCUGUGGGACCUUAUAUAGACAGGUGUGUGCCUUUCCAAAUCGUGUCAAAUCAAUUGAAUUUACCACAGGUGGACUCCAAUCAAGUUGUACAGUAGAAACAUCUCAAGGAUGAUCAAUGGAAACAGGAUGCACCUGAGCUCAAUUUCAAGUCUCAUAGCAAAGGGUCUGAAUACUUGUGUAAAUAAGGUAUUUAAAAUAAAAAUGUAUUUGUAUACAUUUGAAAACAUUUCUGAACCCGUCAUUAUGGGGUAUUGUGCGUAGAUUGAUUUUAAUCACUUUUAGAAUAAGGCUGUAAUGUAACAAAACGUGGACAAAGUUGAGGGUUCUGAAUACUUUUCAAAUGCACUGUAUAUUUCUGAAUUUAAGUGAAAGACAAUAUAUGUACCAUUCAAAUUACCUCUAAUGUAUUAAACAAAAAUAAAAUACAUUUACUAAAGAA
Molecule: messenger RNA, 3518 nt
Organism: Salvelinus fontinalis (brook trout)
Lineage: Eukaryota; Metazoa; Chordata; Actinopteri; Salmoniformes; Salmonidae
Product: enoyl-CoA hydratase domain-containing protein 3, mitochondrial-like
Exons: 6
Coding region: 389-1282 (297 amino acids)
Cellular component (GO): mitochondrion
Molecular function (GO): hydro-lyase activity
Source: RefSeq, a predicted model, not a curated record